GUAAAUAGCCAUUUCUAAACAUUAGAUAACCUAUAGUGUUUCUUCAUAAACAUAUUUAUUUAUUUUUUUGAACAAAAAUAACCCAGCCUCAAACCAACUUUAUAUUCUUAAGGGGACGAAUAUUAACAACAUAAUACUUUCCCCCUUUUUUUUUUCUAAUCAUUGACAACUUAAGUCAUCAUCAUCAUCAUUAGCAUUAUUCAAUAAUUUUUUUUUUCUCUAAAAAAGAAAGAAAAGAGAUUACUACAUUAGUCGUAAUUCAACUUAUAAGAUGCAAAGAAGACGUUCCCUAGAGGGUGACAAUACUAUUUCAACAAAACAGAGUAUUAAUAAUGGACCAACUCCGAUUUCAUCUCUAUCUACACAAAUUAUUCCUUAUCCAAGAGGUGGUAGACGAAUUGGACAAACUACAACUACAACAACAACGUUUGCUGAUGAUACAAAUAUAAUAUUGAGAAGAAGUAAUUCAAAUGAACGUCAUCAAUAUCAUUUAUCUGAAGAUCAAUUACCAAAGAAAAGACAUUUAUUUAGAUUUGGAAAGAAAAAACAUUACAAUUCACCUUCUAUCAAUACUGCUUCAGUUGCAAUAACAGCAAAAAAAAAGUUAAAUGAUAAUAAACUGAUAUUAUUGGAUCACGCACUUCAUACGACUACUGCUGCCACCGAAAUUCAAAAGAGAUAUUACCAACAACAAAAUGAGAAGAAAAAGAUAAUCAAGACAAAGAAUAGUAACACAAAUGGAAAGAAUCCAUUAUUAAAAUUGGAUCAGGAUUUUGAUAAAAUGGAUGGCAUCAUCAAUAGAGAUUAUUAUAAAAGAUCACCUGCACCUUCUUUAAUUGGAACAAAUAAUCAAACAGAGGAUACUAGCUAUGAGUUAUUAGAAUCUUGGGCUCCUCCAGAUAGUUGGGGAGUUCAACCGGCUUCUAUUAUGUCUAUUUCAGCUAGUUUAAUGGAUGAAGAUAAUAUGGAUUUUGAUGACUAUCCUAUUCAUGUUCAAGACAAAUGGAAUAUACCUAAAAAAAAUGCUAAUAUCAAGAUUUAUCGUCCAGAUCAAACUUAUAAUACCCUUCAUAUCCCUCUUAAUACCACUACAUUUGAAAUUUUGAAAAAACUAGCUACUAAAUUCUUUAUGUCGGAUAUGUCAAAAUAUAAUCUGGUUAUCAAAAGAUAUAAUAUAGAUAGAGUAUUAGGCUUGACUGAACGUCCGCUUCAAAUUCAAAAAAUAUUACAAGAACAAAUGGGUUACAUGGAGGAGGAUACCAUUGAGGAUUGUAGUUAUUUAGUUCGCUUUCAAAUGAUGCCUAAUAUGACUCAACCUAUUUCUCAAGAUGAUAAUACAAAAGAUUUAGGUCAAUAUAUUGAUCUUCAAUCAAGGUCUUUAGCUACUAUCCCUAUUUAUCUUUAUCAGCAAGCUUUACAUAUCAUUUCAUUAAAUGUAUCAAGAAACCUUCUUAUUGAGUUACCUUUAGACUUUAUUCAGAUGUGUACAGGUUUAAGACAACUUUGGUUGGCUAAUAAUGAAUAUACUACUUUACCCCAUUCUAUUCGAUCUAUUUCAUCUUUGGAGCAUUUAAAUAUUUCUGGUAAUCGACUACAUGAUUUGGAUCAUGCUCAUCUUCACGAAUUAAAGGACCUUCGUGUUUUACGUGCUAUUAAUAACCAAUUAGAAACAUUACCCAAUACAUUUGCUAUUUCAUUUCAGUAUCUGUCAACUUUAUUUAUUUCUAAUAAUUCUUUUACAAGGUUUCCUUUAGUAGUUUGUGAAUUGACUAGUUUAGCUUACCUUGAUAUCAGUUUCAAUAAAAUUCAAGCUUUCCCUGAAGAAAUAGGUCAACUAACAAACCUUGUUGGCCUUUUUGCUAUCGCUAAUCGUAUUACAGGCGCCCUUCCAUCAUCCUUUAUACGACUUAAAAAGCUUCAGGAAUUAGAUAUUCGUCAAAACUUAAUAACUAAUCUUGACGUUAUCUCACAUUUACCUAAACUUGAAGUACUACUGGUAGAUUAUAAUUCAACUAGUAUAGUUAAUUUUGAAAUCGGAAGCUUAAAACAGCUCAAAAUGUACAAAAAUCAUUUGACUCAAUUCAAUCUGACUUGUACCUCAAUCGCUUGUCUCUCCGAAUUGAAUUUAUCAUGUUGUAAAUUAUCAAGUUUACCUGAAAGUGUAUUCUAUAAUACACAAAAUUUAGAACGUCUGAUCUUGGAUAGUAACACACUCAAUUCUCUUCCUUCAAGUAUUGGUGUCUUAAAAAGACUACUAAAGCUGUCUGUUCAAAAUAAUAAUCUUGAUACAUUGCCAAGUGAAAUUGGUGAACUAAUUGAACUUAGAGCACUGGAUGCUCAAAAAAAUAAUUUAAAAUCCCUUCCAAAAGAGAUUUGGCUCUGUGCUUCUUUACAAACCUUGAAUUGCUCUUCUAAUCUAAUCGAAUCUUUUCCUAAACCUUUAACUCCUACAGUAUCAUCAAAAGAUUCUAAUCCUAAACUUAUUAAUCCAAUCAUACGAAAUGAUAAUACAGCAGUAGAUAGUGAUAAUAGAAAUAAUUUAGAUGUAGAGAUAGCUUCUACAACUGAUAAUGACACUACAUUAUCGCUUUUCAAUACUACUACUAAUGCAAUAAACACAGAUCAGCUUGGUAUUGCUAAAUAUCUAGAUCGUUUGUUAGACUCUAGUCCUCUUCACCUUCCACCACCACCACCAACACCCAUCUUUAAUCAUUCAAAUUUUAACUCUGUUUUAAAUCUUUCAUCUUCUGCAUCCUCUUCAGCUGCUGUUUCACCACUGACACCUAAUAAUAAUAAUAAUAAUAGUAACAUGCAUCCUAUAAAAAUUAAUAAUCAUGGUUCCUUCUUUGGUCAAGUCUCUCGAGCCAAUAUACCUGAUCUUUUUCAUUCUUCUACAGUAUCAUUCCUACAAAAUCAAUUUUCCUCUUCCUCAUCUCCUUCUCUCUCUAUCGCUCCUUAUUCUCUUUCAACAACCGCAGUGACAUCGCCAGAUCCUAGUUUUAACCCACCCAGUUUUUUCGCAAGUCCUCGUAAUCAUCCACCUCCAUUGUCAUUGUCGUUACGCCAAUUAUUUUUAGGUGAUAAUCGUUUGACAGAUGACGUUUGGUCACCUCUUUCCUUGUUCCUAGAGCUACGCACUCUUAAUCUAUCAUUUAAUGACCUCUACGAGAUACCCUCUGGAGGUCUCUGUCAUCAACAUCUCUAUGAAUUAUAUCUAUCAGGUAAUCAACUCACAUCUCUACCUGCUGAUGACAUCGAAAGACUUCAAUACUUACGUGUCCUUGCUAUCAAUGGUAAUAAACUCCAAACAUUACCUGCUGAGAUUGGUAAACUUCGUAAGCUUCUUGUCCUAGAUGUAGGAAACAACGUCUUGAAAUACAAUAUUGCUAAUUGGCCUUACGAUUGGAAUUGGAACUGGAAUCUAGGACUCAAGUAUUUAAAUCUAUCUGGUAAUAAACGACUAGAGAUUCAAAAGAAGACACACCUAGAUGAUACCACAGCAAAUAAUCACCUUUAUCAUCAUCCCCUCAACACGAUGAGAGAUAAGGAUCUUUCAGACUUUAGUGCCUUAACACGGUUACGCUUAUUAGGUUUGAUGGAUAUCACAAUCUUAGGUGUCUCAGUCCCUGAAGAAUUUCAUGAUCGACGUGUACGUACUUCACCUUCUGAAGUCAAUAGUAUGCCCUAUGGUGUAGCAGACUGGUUGGGUCCUAGCGACCAUCUCUCUACCUGGGAUCUAGUCAUGCCUCGUUUCCGUGGCAAAGAGGAUGAAUGUAUCUUUGCCCUCUUUGACGGCUCCAAGCAUCCAAAGAGUGGGUGUCAGCUUACGAAAUAUUUGAAUGAUACCUUUGUUGCUCAAUUCACAAAGGAACUGAGCUCUAUCAAGAGUGAUGAUACGAUCGUGUCUGCUAUUCGUCGUGCCUUUUUAGGACUUGAACAGAAUUUAGGAGCCCAAGGGUUUGAUAAAGAUGCAGGUGCCUCUGCAGUUGUCUGUUAUAUUGCGGGUACUAAACUUUAUGUUGCUAACGUUGGAGACACCCUGGCUGUUAUCUCUCGUAAUAAUGGUCAAGCCUAUGAGAUUACUCAAAAACAUAUCCCCUUGAACCCAAGUGAAGUCUCACGCAUUCGUGCCGCUGGUGGUUAUGUCUCUAACUCUGGGCUUCUUAAUAAUGAGCUCAAUGUAUCACGUAGCUUUGGCCAUUUCCAUUUAAUACCUGUAGUGAACUGUAACCCUUAUGUAUCUACAAUGGAUUUAGCAGAGACAGAUGAAUUUGUCAUCAUCGCAUCUCGUGGACUUUGGGAUAAGAUGACCUAUCAAACAGCAGUCGAUAUUGCACGUACGGAGAAGGAUGAUUUAAUGGUGGCUGCUCAAAAACUACGUGACUUUGCCAUUACCUAUGGUGCAGUAGAUAACUUGAUGGUCAUGAUCAUUGGUGUUGGUAAUUUAUUUGAUAAACGUGGACAACGACAGCGAUACUUUAAUACAAAUCGGUAUAAUAAUCGUGGAAAUAAUUUAUUGAUGAUGGGUCAAGGACGUAGUGGAUCUAAUAGUUUAGCAGAGGAUGGACUCUUGGUAAAGAGUAACAAUAAACGAAGAGGAAAAGAAGAAUUGCCAGGUGACUCUACAUUGGCUCGGUUAGAAAGAGAAGUUGCACCACCUGUCAGUCAACUUGCUUUGGUCUUCACAGAUAUCAAAGGUUCUACACAGUUAUGGGAGACACAACCACAAAACAUGCGAGCAGCAAUUAAGAUUCAUGAUGCUAUCAUGCGUCGUACAUUACGUAGUGUAGGUGGAUAUGAGGUCAAGACAGAAGGGGAUGCCUUUAUGGUCUGUUUUAAGAAUAUCACAGCAGCUUUAUUAUGGUGUUUUACAGUUCAACUUCAAUUAUUGGAGGCAGAUUGGCCAACAGGUAUCCUUGAUACAGAGGAAGGACGUGAAAUUGAAAAAGAUGGAGUUAUAAUCUAUAGAGGACUCUCAGUACGUAUGGGUAUUCAUUGGGGCGCUCCUGUCUCUGAACGAAAUCCGAUUACUCAACGUAUGGAUUAUUUUGGACCUGUGGUAAAUAAAGCAAGUCGAAUUUGUAAUGCUGCAGAUGGUGGACAAAUUUGCGUCUCCUCUGAUGUUAUUGCUGCCUUACGUAGUUUUUCAAGCAUGUUUGAUGAAGACGAACAAAAUAACAAUAGUAGUAUGAAUGAAAAGGAGGGGCACCUUAAAGCCUAUAUGAAUUUUGAUACCUCCUAUACAACAGAGAAUAACAACAAUAUAGAUGCCUUCCCUAUUAGUCGUGACUUAUUACAGUUAAAACAAUUGGGAUUUCAUGUGGUAGAAUUAGGUGAAAGACGUUUAAAGGGAUUAGAGACACCUGAAACUCUAAGCUUAGUUUAUUCUAAACAAUUGUUGGGUCGUAUUGAGAUUAACAAAGGCCAAAUGAUGUCUACGAAUGAAAAUGACAAACUACCUUCCUCUGAUACGCCCACAAAUCUCAUGUCCCUUCCUUCUUCUCUCGAGGCCUCUCCUUCUCUUGUAUCCAGAAGUACAACAGCGCCUGUUGCUUUAGAUUCAACAAAUACAACUCCUAAUGAUUAUUUGACUGCAAAACCUCUGUUAUUAACGAAUGAACUCAUACCAAAACUAAAGAAGAAGAAGAAGGCAAUGAAAACGAUUGAUCCAAACCUUGUAUGUGCAAUAAGUAACCUUGCUAUUCGUCUGGAACGUUUAACAUCAGGUAAUAUUCUAUCUCAACAUAUGGCAGGAAGCACAAUUCAACGACACUAUGUCCUAAAUGAUGCUGAAGGGGAGAACCAUCAUACGAUUAGUACAGCUUCUUCAGGGCUUGGAUUAAUGCUUGAUCGACAUAUACGUGAAGAUGCAACAGAUGAAGAGUUGAUCAUUUUAAUGGAAAACUGUGUUACUCGUGUUGAGAAUGCAGUGUCUACUCUGUAUUUACAGAAAAUGGAUAACUUUGCUAAUGUAUUCGAAAAACUUGCAGAAGUAAUUGAUACUGAUCCUUCAUAUAUUGUUAAAGCACUACAAAUGUAUGCUGAAGCUAUCACAUCAAUAUGAAUGUUCGUCAUCCACAUAUAAUAUUAUUUUUGUUCAUACAUUCUUACUAAUAUAUCAUAAACAAAUACAAGCAUUCUUUUACUCUGAC
Molecule: messenger RNA, 6152 nt
Organism: Cokeromyces recurvatus
Lineage: Eukaryota; Fungi; Mucoromycota; Mucoromycetes; Mucorales; Mucoraceae
Exons: 10
Coding region: 272-6064 (1930 amino acids)
Biological process (GO): cyclic nucleotide biosynthetic process; intracellular signal transduction
Molecular function (GO): protein binding
Source: RefSeq, a predicted model, not a curated record